This is a messenger RNA of Anastrepha ludens (Mexican fruit fly), 3017 nucleotides long. It is a transcript of the gene alpha-Catr, whose product is annotated as alpha-catulin. Lineage: Eukaryota; Metazoa; Arthropoda; Insecta; Diptera; Tephritidae. The transcript is spliced from 7 exons. Gene Ontology annotation, molecular function: actin filament binding. The coding region runs from base 296 to 2662 and encodes 788 amino acids. The record is from RefSeq and is a predicted model, not a curated record. Gene Ontology annotation, biological process: Rho protein signal transduction; cell adhesion.
AUAAUAUUUAGUUGAUUUUUCGCAUUUGCGCUUUGUAACAUAAAAUUCAAUACUUGUUUUCAAUUUUGAUUUUUUCAAGCUAAAUAAAUACCUACUAACUAAAAAUGUGCUGUAAUUGGUUGUUGAAAAAUAUUUGGAUCAAAUCCUGACGUGAUGUAUUGACGAAAUAGAAAUUAAAUAACGGUAUCCGUGUAAAAGGCGCAGCAACUUUUUUCGAACUUUCCAAACUGCGCCUACAUAUAUUACUAAUCUAAUUCUAAGAAUUUAAACUGAAUGCUAUUCUACUAUAAUAAAAAUGUCGUCGUAUGAAUGUGAGAGAAGGGUUGCCACAGAAAAACAUCAACCGAUCGUAGGAGCAACCGAUCGUAGAGUGAAGGUAAUCAGUCAUGUCGGCCAUGCUGUUAAUUUAGCAAUUGAGAGGUUCGUGACAAUAGGAGAAAUAAUUGCCGAGGACAAUCUCGAUAUCAAAUCGGAUAUUUUGGAAUGUUGCAGAAAUGCAAGAGAUGCAGGAAAAUCAAUCGAACGCUUAUGUGAUAUUUCUGCCAUGGAUAACAUGAAUUACUCAACUUUAGAUUUACCUGUCUAUGAUGAAAAUGCUAUUAUAAUAGCAGCUAAAGCACUCAUAUCCGCUGUCACUAGAAUUUUGCUUUUAGUUGAUAUUGUUGUUGUUAAACAACUCCUCACUGCUAAGAGGAAAAUCGUAAAAAGCUUGCGAAAGCUUGAAUCCGUUGUGAAUUUUACGGAAUUUGUCCGAGCUUACUCACUUUUCGGAAUUGAAAUGAUAGAGCUUGCAUAUCUAAUACGAAAUCAGCAGAAUAAUAUUAAAGAAGAACGGCGCCGAGCGCAAAUGUUCUCAGCCAAACAAAUACUUGAACAUUCGAUUUCUAUUUUAUUAUCAUCGUCUAAAGCGAGUCUCCUGCAUUAUGAUUGUAUGUUGGCUAAGGAAAAUCGAGAUACAGUAUUUUGUCAAAUAAGACGUGCUAUGGAUUUAAUACAUUUUGUUGUGAAAGAUUGCAUAUUCGAAUCAGCAUUUUUGGCAUUUAAUGAACAUGGCACUAAAAACAUUAACGGAGAAACUGUACAAUCAGCAACGAAUUAUUUAACCUUUUUGCUGGAGAAAUUUCGAACGAAACCCUUAGACGAUAUUAAACCUACUAUGUAUAUAGCAAAUAAUAAUUAUUCAAAAAUCGCCACCUCUACUACGACAACCGAAAAGAAAUGGAACAAUGAAUAUAGCAAACGUCGAAAUUCGUUUGGUAGCGAAGAUGAAAAUCUUCUUAUAGGAAAUAAUUAUAAACAAUGUGGUACAAAAAUUUCUCCAUUUUCGGAUCGAGACUUGAUGACACCAUUUAAUAUUGAAUUAAUCGAAGAACUGAUAUAUGCUUUUGAAAAACUAUUAGAGAAAACACAUGACUUUACAGAUUCUGCUUAUACAAGCCAUGAAAAUAGAGAACAUAUUUUAUUCCUUUGUGAUCGAUGUAAACUAGAGCUUAAAAAAUGUUUAAAUAUUUUAUAUAAAACCGAACGUAAUACAAGACAUAUAAUGGAUGAAGAAAUCGAUAGAGUUAUAAGUAUAUCAAAAAAUUUAACACAACAACUAAUACUCUCGGUUGCCGAUCAGACAGCUGAUCUAUAUCAUUCACUGAAAACAUCAGUGGAAUUAGUAAAUAGUUUUCAUUUGUUGGCUCUGAACGAGGAUCCGACAUCCUUUCAGGAAUGGUCAAAUAAAUUUCAUGACUGUUGUGAUCAUAUAAUAGACGUUUGCAAAUUGUUACAGCACAUUGCUUUUACAGAGAGCUUACAAGUACAAUCGAAAUGCUUAGCUAUUAAUUUACGGAUAUACGGUCCACAAGUUAUACUAGCAGCUAAAAUAUUAUCGAGAUAUCCUUCAAGUGUUCCUGCGAACGAAAAUAUGGAUGCAUUCGCAGAAAUGUGGAAAUGGCUAAUAUCAGAAAUUACAAAUGUUGCUCAACAAAUUUUGGAUACCACGGGGGAACAAUGCGAUAAUAAAACAUCUAAGAAAUAUAAAACCACUGCGCGCCCAUUGUCCGUUGGUCAAGAGGAGCCAGGAAAGGUAUCAGCCGCGGAUACAAAGGAAAUACCUUCGGAAAUUGCUCCGUUCAAUGAGAAAUGGAAUGAUGAAGUUAACGAUAAUAAUGACAUAAUUAAGCGUGCUAAAAAUAUGUCGGCAAUGGCAUUUGCAAUGUAUCAGUUUACGAAAGGCAAUGGCACCUUAAGGACCACCCAAGAUCUUUUCACACAAGCGGAAUAUUUUGCCGAAGAGGCAAAUCGUUUGUAUAAAGUUUUACGACAAUUUUCAUAUCAGGUUCCAGCAAGCCAAAAUAAAAAGGAUCUAUUGAAUAUUUUAGAUAGAGUCCCAACUUUUGUUCAAACUCUUCAAUUUACUGUUAAAGAUCAUACCGUAGGAAAGGAUGCAACAUUUGUGAAAGUGGAUCAUGUUAUACGAGAAACUAAAAAUCUUAUGAGUGUAAUUAACAAGGUUGUAACAAAAUGUUUUGAAUGCGCGACUAAGUACAAAUUGGACCUUAGUGGUCUCUCUGGUGGCUUGUCAUCUGCGGGUGCUUUAGGAGGAGACGAUAACAAUGCGGGUGGAAUGGGAGAUUCAAAAGGCACAACAAGCAGUUCAGAGGGGAGUAUGUGACAUUACGGGAUGGCUCGAAGAGCCAAGGGUGAUGCGCGCAGGACAAGAGUGUCAUUUUUAUUAUUUUAGCUAUACCUACGACUAUCUGAAUAUAAAAUUCAAUUAGAAAUACAAAUUUAUUUAUUGUAUGUAAUUCAUAUGAUGAAUUGAUGUUAUGUUACACUUGUACUAGUAAGGAAACAAAAUUUCAAUUUAAAAUUGUAAAAAAGAUAUCUAAUGUAUUUUGAGGUUGAUAGAUGUUGUUUUCCCCCUUUUUAUGCAUGUACAAACUUUCUGGCAUUAUUGCUUCAACUUACAAAUUAAAAAUGGCUAAAUGAAUUACUUCAUUUUUUGUUUAUUAAUAUAAAUCAAUAAA